Messenger RNA from Iphiclides podalirius (scarce swallowtail), 1953 nucleotides. The record is from the annotation of a GenBank genome assembly. NCBI's taxonomy places the organism in Eukaryota, Metazoa, Arthropoda, Insecta, Lepidoptera, Papilionidae.
AUGCGGUGGUUCCUAGUGCUUUGUGCGCUGGUCGCGGCGGACGGUGCUAACGUGACGAGGCUCGCCGAGAAUGCAACUCAAGACGUUUACCUGGACUACCAUUCAAUGCCGGCUUUAUCCGAAUUGGAUGACUUCGACCUCUGCCUGAAGAAACCCGACGCCGUCUAUUGCAUUGUAGACUUCGAGUUGUUGGAAGACGACACACCGCUUUACCAAUUUAUUAAGAAUUUCUCCUCUUUAUCGUACAAGAACUACAAGCACACUAAACUGCACCGAGGAGUAUGCGGCUCGCAAAAUUGUGGUCUUAACAUAACCCAUGCAAAUGCCAGUGAAUCCACUGCAGUAGCAUUGAAAGAAUGCUUCAAUGCUACGAUACAUCAGGGCUACGGAUUACAGGUGGAUUCGUUAUCUGUCCGCUACUGCAAAACCCAAAGCGAUCGUUUGCCCUUCGAUGCCUUAGACUACAUUAUUGGGGCCAUUCUCUUAGUUGUCUUAUUCGUGAAUCUGGGCUGUUCUGCCUACCAUUUCUUCUGGCCUGCGGAAAAAGGAAAAGGUAAUAAAUUCAUGUUAGCUUUUUGCGUUCAAAAGAAUUGGAAAGCUCUGAAACAUGGUGGUAGCGCUGAUGGCGGAAUCUUCAAGUGUUUCCAGGCCAUGAGGUUCUACACAAUGGUGAUGAUCCUCGGACUACAUUCAAUGAUCUUCAUUGGCUACGGUUACACUGCCAAUCCAGAGUUUAUUGAAAAGUCCUACGACGAUUUCUUCAAGUCUUUGCUAUUCAAUGCUCGCGUGAUCGUCCAGAUAUUCUUCGUCAUGGGCGGAUUUCUGAUGGCCUACAAAAUGCUGAUAUACGCCGAGAGCCAUCCGUUCUCAUUUAAAACCAUACCGAUGGCUAUAGUAAACAGAUGGGUCAGGUUAAUCCCGGCCGUGCUGGUGGUGAUGGGUUUGGCGAUGACGUGGGUCCCGCACAUGGGCUCCGGACCCAUGUGGGAUGCCGUGGUAAAGCGAGAGAGGGACAUCUGCAGGAGAAAUUGGUGGCAACUAGUAAUCCUUAUGCCGAACCUGUUUCCUUUCGAACACCUCUGCCUACCGCAAGCGUGGUACCUCGGUACUGAUACUCAGCUGUUCCUGGUGACUUUGGUCGUCCUUCUGAUCGUAUGGCGGUGGCCAAGGAGCGGGGUCCCCGUGCUCAGUGGUAUAAUGGCAGUGAGCCUGGUGAUACCAUUCCUGCAGAGCUACUUCAUGGACCUCAUGCCGAUAAGAGUCAGCAUAUUCCCGGAAUCCAUAAGAGACAUAUUCGGGUACAAUGACACGUUCUACCACGCUUACGUGUCAGCACAAGGAAACUGGGCAGGAUACCAUCUCGGAGUGCUAACGGCUUACUUUUACCACAGAGCGCAAGCCGAGAAGUGGAAUUUAAAAGAUUCCAUCCUUCUUAAACUGCUGUUUAUUACGUCGAUCCCGAUCGCUUUCGGCACCGUUCUGAUGGGCUGGGACCUGCACAGCCGGCGCGCCACCGCCUUCGAGUCGGCCAUUUUCAACGCCCUCAAUCAGAACUUUUUCGCGCUGGCCAUCUGCGUGUUUAUCGUUGGAUACUUCUACAGAUGCAAUAGAAUAUACGUUGGUGCAGUGGAAUGGGGUCCACUGCAGCCUCUUGGUCGCCUGUCGUAUUGCGCAAUGCUAAUGCACGCGACUGUACUCCGGACGUACGGCGGUCAGCUGCGACGCUCGUUUUACGCAACGGACUAUACAGCUAUCAUGCUCUUCGCUGGAAUCGUUUGCACGACCUUCCUCACCUCUCUACCGCUCCAUCUCUUCGUGGAGGCGCCUGCAUGCCAACUGCAAAAGAUUCUCCUAAGUCCAAAGAGGCCACAGAAGGAAUCUGAGAACGCAAACGUCAACCACGUCAAGCCAGGAAUUUCCACCGUCUCAGUGUCUACCGUCUCAACUCACAUC